UGUUAUGUGUCCAGUCAACCCCGUGCCUAUCUGUAGACUACAUAAUACACACUCUUUCUGUAUCUACAGACAUUGCUGUCUGACAGCCCCAAACACUGGCGCAGGAGACUACAAGAAUAGUUAUUUUCUACCUACUAAGAACUCGACCAACACACAUCUAACGCUCCUUUCGGCUUCAUUUGAAGGUUGUUGUUCGGGUUUAACCUACCUUUGGCUGUAUCACUCCUAACCAACCCUAACCUCACCAGCACCGUCACGGGGACUUUACCAUAACCCUGAAGGGAAACGGGUCCUGCCGGUGUUCCUUCCCCAGGACAGUAGAUGACACAGUCCUGGACCAUGUAAGGGAGCUGAAGGGGCAAUCUGCAGUGUUUCUACCGGAGAGAGCGACGGGGAGAGUGAGGGAAGAGGAGGAGCGAGGAAUGGGCAUGGGGAAGAAUAUCACCUCUAAGUCGAUGGAGGGAGAAGGGGCGAAGUAUGAGGAGGAGAACAAUCACAGAGCAGACUUCUACCCCAUUCCGGUGGUGGUUAACGGAGUGGGACAGGCCGCUGGAGAGCAGGACACUGAAGACACUGAGCUGAUGGCCGUCUACACUGAAGAGAACCAGGGAGGAGAGAAAAGUUCCAUGUCGGAGACUUUGGACAGUGCAGACAGUAUAGACGCCAGGAGAAUGGACAUGAUCUACACCAUUGAAGACACUCCUCCCUGGUACCUGUGUAUAUUCCUGGGCUUACAGCACUACCUGACAUGUUUCAGUGGUACCAUUGCGGUGCCAUUCCUGCUAGCUGAAGCCAUGUGUGUAGGGUUUGACCAGUGGGCUACCAGUCAGCUCAUAGGAACUAUCUUCUUCUGUGUGGGAAUCACCACCCUGCUACAGACGACACUGGGCUGCAGACUUCCUCUGUUCCAGGCAAGUGCCUUUGCCUUCCUGGCUCCCGCCAGAGCAAUUCUGUCACUAGACAAGUGGAAGUGCAACACUACAGUGGUUCCUUCCAUGUUCAACGAGACUGAGCUGCUCAACACUGAACACAUCUGGCAUCCCCGGAUACGAGAGAUCCAGGGGGCUAUCAUUGUGUCGUCUCUGAUAGAGGUGUGUAUUGGCUUCCUGGGGCUCCCUGGGCUCUUGUUGAAAUACAUCGGGCCCCUAACUAUCACCCCGACUGUGGCCCUCAUCGGCCUGUCUGGCUUCCAGGCUGCAGGGGAGAGAGCAGGGAAACACUGGGGCAUCGCCAUGCUCACUAUAUUCCUGGUGUUGUUGUUCUCUCAGUAUGCGAGGAACGUACAGCUUCCUCUGCCCAUCUACAAGGCUAAGAAAGGUUGGACCUCUUAUAGAUUACAGCUCUUCAAGAUGUUCCCUAUCAUCAUGGCCAUCCUGGUGUCAUGGCUGAUUUGUUUUAUCUUUACCGUAACCAAUGUUUUCCCACCGGAGAAAGACAAGUACGGUUACUACGCCCGCACCGACGCACGCCAGGGGAUACUGGCAGCCGCACCCUGGUUCAAGAUCCCCUACCCUUUUCAGUGGGGUGUUCCUACGGUGACAGCGGCGGGGGUGAUUGGUAUGUUCAGUGCCGUGGUCGCCAGCAUCAUUGAGUCCAUUGGAGACUACUACGCCUGUGCCCGCCUCUCCUGUGCCCCCCCACCCCCCAUUCACGCCAUCAACAGGGGUAUAUUUAUGGAAGGUCUCUCCUGCGUGUUGGAUGGGCUGAUGGGGACAGGAAACGGCUCUACUUCCUCCAGUCCUAAUAUAGGCGUGCUAGGCAUCACUAAGGUGGGCAGCCGGCGUGUGAUCCAAUACGGUGCUGCUAUGAUGCUACUGCUAGGGCUGGUGGGUAAAUUCAGCGCAUUGUUCGCCUCCCUGCCUGACCCUGUUCUGGGGGCGCUGUUCUGUACCCUGUUUGGGAUGAUUACAGCUGUGGGACUGUCCAACCUGCAGUUUGUAGACCUCAACUCCUCCAGGAACCUUUUUGUUCUGGGCUUCUCCAUUUUCUUUGGCCUGGUGCUGCCCAGCUACCUCAAACAGAACCCUCUGGUCACUGGUAUAGUGUCGAUUGACCAGGUGUUGAACGUCCUCCUGACCACAGCCAUGUUCGUAGGGGGGUCAGUGGCAUUUGUGCUGGACAACACUAUCCCUGGUACGCCGGAGGAGCGAGGGAUCAGGAAGUUGAAGCGUGGGUCGGGACCCAGUACUGCGGAGCUGGAGGGGAUGAGAACCUACGACCUCCCGUUCGGCAUGGACUUCCUGCGCCGCCACACCGUCUUCCAGUACUUCCCCAUCAGCCCCACCUUCAGCGGCUACCAGUGGGGCGCGAUCCGCAAGGCCUGCAGACUUAGGGGGGGACGGGGUGGGGCAGGGAAGGCAGCAGAGAUGGAGGGAAUCACAGAUCCAGGGGAGAGCGGUGUAUAGCAGACUGGUAGAACCGGGCUGGAGGGAAGAGAGAUGGCGUUUGGUACCAUGGAAGGAAGGGAGGGGUGGAGGUUUUUGGGUAGCGUCAGUGCAGUGUGACAUGCUCAACCCUGUCUUGUAUGAAUGUGUGUCUGUAUAACACUGUCUAUGGCCUAUUCAUGCUGUUGUUAGCAUGUUAUACCAGUGUUGUUACCAGUGUCAUGAGCGUGUAAUAACAGAUGUCCUUAUAGGGAAAGUUUCAGAUGGAGAUGCAACAUGCUCUUGUCUCUGCCUAGUAUGUGAGUGAAAGAGCAUAGGAAUGCCUUAGACAGCCCAUUAUUGAGGUCCCUCUCUUCCCAUUGCACUAUUUCUUCUAGAUCUUCAGUUAACACUUAUUUUCUCAGUUAACCUGUCUACAUCAGUCAAUCUGUCUACAUACAUUCCAAGGGGAAUGGUAAGAAAAGGUUUGUUCUCUGCUGUUUAACCAAAAUAAUCCGAUGUAUUACACUCCCAGUGGCCUCUGUGUGUGUGUGUGUGUGUAUGCCCACCCAUGACAUUGUGAUGGGGUUGAGUGUGUCACUUGCGCUGGCAGAUUUCCUGUUUCCGGACAGAUGGACAGAGACAGACAUACAGAUGGAUGGACAGUAUCUCGUUUACGGCAAAAGUUUAAAGCUGAAUGAUUGACACCUUUCAGACCCAUUGAGAAUCAGAUGCAGCUGGUCAGUCAGCCCUGUUUAGCAAACCUACACUUCCCACGGUGGUUAUGGGAAAUGUAGUCUCCUGUUGAAAGGGGAUUGGAUGGAAUUGAGGCUUUAUGAAAAUUCACAUUAGACUAAUAAUUGGCCUAAAUUUACACACACACACACAGGCAAGCACACUACCAAACACAAGCAAGGCAAGGUCAUGCAGAUACUGUUGAUGAAAGUGGCUUGUCAAGUGGUAGAUCUUAGCCAUGCAAAGUGAUUGUGGUGUUCGUUUUACAUUAUUAGAGUUAAUGCCCAUUUUGUUUACCGGAACCUGCCCCUCUAUUUGGCUUCUAUUACCCGUUUAAGUCAAACACACAAUUAGGGCUGUUAUGGUGACCGCAUUAUCACAACACCGGCAGUCACAAGUCAUGACCGCAGUCAAAAUUCCACGUGACCGCUGAGUCAUGGAAACUAGGCUUCUCCAAAACUGCGCUUUGAUGGUCAUUAAUAUCCUACCAAAUUUGCUAAAAGUCACUAAUAGCCUUGUACUCAGCGAUGUAUUGUCCCUCUAAUCACUCUGACAUCAAUGCAAAUGCAAUCAAAAAUUAAAUGAAACAAUUAAUGAGAGCCCUGGAAUUCAGAGUUGGAAUGGAAUAGGAUCACCUUUGUGCAGCUAGAUAGAGCCAGCUCCUCAUAGCUCAACCUGAACUCAAGGGUAGACGUAACAUAGUAAAUGUCAAUACGAGACACUCCAUUUAGUAUGACAUGUUACAUUUCAUAUGGCAUGCAUUAAUUUGCUGUGAUAACCAUACCAAACGUAACAUAUACUAAUUACUGUCCCAGAUAUACGUUUACUACACAACAUGACCAAAAGUAUGUGGAAACCUGCUCGUCGAACAUCUCAUUCCAAAAUCAUGGCCAUUAUUAUGGAGUUUGUCCCCCCUUUGCUGCUAUAACAGCCUCUACUCUUCUGGGAAGGCUUUCCACUAGAUGUUGGAACAUUGCUGCGGGGACUUGCUUCCAUUCAACAACAAGAGCAUUGGUGAGGUCGAGCACUGAUGUUGGGCGAUUAGGCCUGGCUCGCAGUCGGCGUUCCAAUUCAUCCCAAAAGUUUUCGAUGGGGUUGAAGUCAGGGCUCUGUGCAGGCCAGUUAAGUUCUUCCACACUGAUCUAGACAUUUCUCCAGAGAACGAACAGUUAUUGUGCUGACGUGGCUUCCAGAGCCAGUUUGGAUCUCGGUAGUGAGUGUUGCAACUGAGGACAGACAUUUUUUACGCGCUUCAGCACUCGGUGGUCCCGUUCUGUGAGCUUGUGUGGCCUACCACUUCAGGGCUGAGCCGUUGUUGCUCCUAGACGUUUCCACUUCAGAAUAACAGCACUUACAGUUGACCGUGUCAGCUCUAAUAGGGCAGAAAUUUAACAAACUGACUUGUUCGAAAGGUGGCAUCCUAUGACGGUGCCACGUUGAAAGUAAUUGAGCUCUUCAUUAAGGCCAUUCUACUGCCAAUGACUGUCUAUGGAGUUUGCAUGGCUGUGUGCUCGAUUUUAGAAAACGGGUGAACUAGCCGAAUCCACUAAUUUUGGAGUGUCCACAUACUUUUGUAUAAUGUAUGUUAUGUCUAGUCUAUGAGACCAUGCUGCAUAGCUGGGGUUGUAUUUUUUUCCCCCGCUACAGACGGCUAUACCGUUUCGGCUAUAUCAUAUUGGUUCGCUAAUACAAGACUAGGAAAAGACCCAGUGCACUACAUUUGUGAUUGUUAUAUAUACAGUACCAGUCAAAAGUUUGGAUACCAACUCAUUCAAGGGUUUUUCUUUAUUUUUACUAUUUUCUACAUUGUAGAAUAAUAGUGAAGACGUCAAAACUAUGAAACGACACACAUGGAAUCAUGUAGUAGUAGUAAGCAAAAAAGUGUUAAACAAAUAAAAAUAUGUUAGAUUCUUCAAAGUAGCCACCCUUUGCCUUGAUGACAGCUUUGCACACUCUUACCAUUCUCUCAACCAUCUUCCGCUGGAAUGCUUUUCCGACAGUCUUGAAGGAGUUCCCACAUAUGCUGAGCACUUGUUGGCUGCUUUUCCUUCACUCUGUUGUCCAACUCAUCCCAAACCAAAUUGAGAUUGUUAAGGUUGGAUGAUUGUGGAGGCCAGCUCAUCUGAUGUAGCACUCUAUCAAUCUCCUUCUCGGUCAAAUAGAACUUACACAGCCUGGAGGUGUGUUGGGUCAUUGUCCUGUUGAAAAACAAAUGAUAGUCCCACUAAGCGCAAACCAGAUGGGUUGGUGUAUCGCUGCAGAAUGCUGUGGUAGCCAUGCUGAUUAAGUGUGCCUUGAAUUCUAAAUAAAUCACAGACAAGUGUCACCAUCACACCACUUCCUUCAUGCGUCACAGUGGGAACCACACAUGCGGAGAUCAUCCGUUCACCUACUCUGCGUCUCAUCAAAGACACAGCGUUUGGACCAAAAAUCUCAAAUUUGGAAUUCAGACCAAAGGACAGAUUUCCACCAGUCUAAUGUCCAUUGCUCGUGUUUCUUGGCCCAAGCAAGUCUCUUCUUAUUGGUGUCCUUUAGUAGUGCUUUCAGCAAUUUGACCAUGAAGGCCUGAUUCACAGUCUUCUCUGAAUAGUUGAUGUCUGAGAUGCCAUUUAUUUGGACUGCAAUUUCUGAGGCUGGUAACUCUAAUGAACUUAUCCUCUGCAGCAGAGGUUACUGGGUAUUCCUUUCCUGUGGCGGUCCUCAUGACAACCAGUUUAUCAUAGCGCUUGAUGGUUUUUGCGACUACACUUGAAGAAACUUUAAAAGCUUGAAAUGUUCCAGAUUGACUGACCUUCAUGUCUUAAAGUAAUGAUGGACUGUUGUUUCUCUUUGCUUAUUUGACCUCCUCUUGCCAUGAUAUAGACUUGGUAUAGACCAAAUAGGGCUAUCUUCUGUAUACCACCCCUGCCUUGUCACAACACAACUGAUUGUCUCAAACGCAUUAAGAAGGAAAGAAAUUCCACAAAUAAUCUUUUAACAAGGCACACAUGUUAAUUGCAUUCCAGGUGACUACAUCAUAAAGCUAGCUGGGAGAAUGCCAAGUGUGCAAAGCUGUCAUAAAGGCAAAGGGUGGCUUCUUUGAAGAAUCUCAAAUAUAAAAUAUAUUUUGAUUUGUUUAACACUUUUUUUGGUUACUACAUGAUUCCAUAUGUGUUAUUUCACAGUUUUGAUGUCUUCACUAUUAUUCUACAAUGUAGAAAAAUAGUAAAUAUAAGGAAAACCCUUGAAUGAAUGGGUGUGUCCAAACUUUAGACUGGUAAUGUUUAUUUUUUUUAAAUAAAAUAAUGCGAUUUUUUUUUUUUCACACCCUCAGCACCCCUAGGCCUAUAGGCAUGCAUUAUUUUGCAACUUUUUCAAAUCAUAGUUGCAUGUAUCAUGUAGCCUAGCCCAUAGAAUAUAUGUUUUGAGAAGGUUUGUCUCACAACUAAAGUGGCCAAAUAACUCUAUAGCAUAGCCUAUAGCCCUUGGAUCCCUGGGGCCGGGUUGGAGAGCCCAUAGUCUACAGACACUAUAGUGAAACAUGUAUUCUUAUAAGCCCAGUCAUCGUGUGUGAAAGCAGAGUUUGCUAUUCGAGUGCAGGCUUCGUAUUACAUGUUGAUUUUUUUUGUUGUUGUUGUGGGCCAUUUAUUUCAAAAUAAUUCCACACAUUUAUCAUAUGUGAAAGACCAGAUGAAAUUGAAAAUAGUCUGAUGGGUGAGAAUAAGUGGGUGCAGCCUGCGCAAGAAACAGAGCAGAGCGCAUGCCUUUCAUGCAAUUUUUUUCAAAUCAUCAUUACAGCAUUUGUCAGCCUUUGGCUAUAUGUUUGGAUUUCUAAUACAUUCCAAGGUUUGUAUCACAACUACAGUUGCAUAAAUAACUCUAAAUUAAGCAUAUAGGAGGACUUGUUUCAAGUUAUCACUUUGUUAACGGCUCAACACAGAAUAGGGAGUGCAACACGUGUGCACUCCCUCGGACAUCGUUUUGGGGAAAUAUCCAUUCUAUUUUAUUCACCUAUGUUCAGUUGUAUUCUUCUUACUAUGAAAUAACAUUAAAUAAUUCCACAAGAAUUCUAAGCAAAUCUUGUGUGUUAAAUGAACUAGUGCCACAGCCAUAUGGCAUAGCCAGAUCAGGGGCGAACAUAAGGAUGACUCAGAAUAUACUAUUCUGUUCUUCUGAAAUAGGCUACAUCUUCAUAUAAUUUCUUUAGACCUGCCUAAAAUGGGCUAUAUUACAUGGAUUUAUUCAACUUUUGAAAAUGUAGAUGUUCCAAAGGUCCACAUCAGUGGCUUGUAGAAUAUGCGUGGAAGCCCGGAGAUGCUAAACGUGUUUAUGUUAAUUAAAGGUCAUUUUAACGUGACCCCUGCAAUUAUUUGCAUGGCAGUUAGGCUGACAAAAUUGCAUGACUGCCACUGCCCUACACACAACACAACAGAUCUCCCAACAAACUGUCAAUGUCCUCCACUGGACAGAGGGCCCGGUCCCAAAUCAACCUCUAGUCCUGGACACUUCUCCUAGUCCCCUAGUCCUGGACACUUCUCCUAGUCCCCUAGUCGGGACACUUCUCCAAGUCUCCUAGUCCUGGACACUUCUCCUAGUCCCCUAAUCUUUGGACACUUCUCCUAGUCCCCUAGUCUUGGACACUUCUCCUAGCACCCUAUUCCUGGACACAUCUAAAUGCCCUCUCAUAGAUCUGAAAGAACUAGAAUGGAUGUAUGGAAAUAUCAUGGUAACAACCCUCCUGAAGGGUUAGUUGAAGCUAGUAGGCCACCACUUUUGAUUACACCUGUCUGUUUCUUUCACAUCCAGGAAGGGCCAUGAAGAAGAGUCUAGUCCAUGGGUAUGAGCUAGUGCUGGGGAAGAGGGCUUGAUUUGGGACUGGAAAUGAGGGUCAAAGUCGAUAUGUUCACCCAGUCAGCUUGCAGGCCUUACUGUGUCAGUAUUAUCUUUCGCAUCUUUAACUACCACCACCAAAAACCAGCUCUCUCAUGAACGCGUACUCCCUCAUCCAGCUGCUGUUAUUACAACUGGAAUUUCAAGGUUGACUUAUAAGCUGCUUGUAAGACAUUAUUGAAUAGUUUAACUAGUAAUAACUAUUUGUAAGUCAUUGCUGUAAGUAAGUUGUUCAUGUAUUUAUUAACCUGUAAGGAUCUAUAAUCAUAUAAAUAACAAGCAACAGGCUAUAUACAAUCUAAUGGUUAACCAACUGUGUAAUAAUGUUCAUAAGCAGUUCAUAAGCACACUUUCAAAAGCAUUCAUACUUUUUGUUAUAUAUAUAUAGGCUACAAACGCUUUAGCAUGAAGCAGAAUGCACUUGGAUUUCUAGUUGUUUUUAAAAUGUAGCCAUUUUUUCUAACUCACUGAUAUCCUUAAUUUUGCCAAUGUGUGUUGGAUGCAUAUUUAGACUAGUGUUUGGGUAGUGUUUGUCAGCACAUGCAUGGGGGUAUAGGUGGUUUGGCCACUGCCCAGGCCACAGCCUGAGUAAAGAUCAUGCUAUGAUUAAGGCUUAUGAUCAGAGUAACACCCGUGCAGGGUUUGCAGAGGAAGGAAGAGGCGAGACGCUCCACAGAUUUAGCUAGGCAAAUGACCAGAAAAAAACGUAUGUACCCAGAUGCCUGACUGAAAGUGAGAAGUAGUGAAAGAAAAAAGAGAGGUGGUUUUUAAAGUGCCAAUCGCAUCCCUGAUUUCUGUCCUGCCCUCUGCCCUGUCCUACUCUGCUACAGAUGUCAGGUGGUCUACUGUUCUGUUCAAGUGAACAUGUUUGAUUUACAGACACGGCACCAUAACAGUAUCUUCAGGUUUAAGGGUGUGUAAUGGAGGGGGUAUUUUUAAAAUGUUUAUAGGAGAGGGGGAGAGGGGUUGUGGCUGUAUUAUUAUUAUUAUUAUUAUUAUUAUUAUUAUUAUUAUUAUAUUUUUUAAUGGCUCAUAGACUGUACAAUCUUAUCCUGCACCUAUUAAUUACUAUUAUUGUUAUGAUUGUUACUAGAGCCAUUGUUCAUAUUGUUGCCAUUGUUCACUUAUUUGUGAACAGUGUAACCCCCACCCCCCCCAAAUCCUCUCUCCAUCCCUCAUGUGUGGUAGAAUGUUUCAGAAGCUGGGGUCAAGUUCAUGUCAAUAAUUCACAACUGAGGGUGCAUCAGACAUGGCACCCUAUUCCCUAUAUUAUGCACUGUACUGCAUAAGGGAUAGAAUGUCAUUUGGGACAAACUUAGUGUGAUUGACAUGGGGGCAACUUUUUGGAACCUCUGCUAUGUGUGUUUUCACUGGAGUGCUGUGUGUUACUGUGUGAGCCAUCAUCCAUAGAAAACCAAUGGUUGACUGUUGAGGUAGGGUUGAAUUGGGACUCCUUCUGGCCAGUGUGGUUGACUAUCAUAAGCCUACAUGAGACUUAACAACAUGAACAAGAUGCACAGUUUCAGACUGAACCAAAAUGCAAAAGAAGCACCUAUCCUUUCUUCAUUCUUUCUCAAACUAUUUCCCUUGCUCUUCUAUUUGCUGCACCAAAACAAUGAGAGUGGGAGUAGUCACUGGUUCAGAAAUGCAGACAUUUUUAAAAUGUUAAGUAACAUUUCAGAUUUACUUUGUUUUAUCUUGUUGAUUACUUUAUUUAGUUAUGAUUAGUAAGAAAGUAAUUGUUUAGUGAAAUUUGUGUGCCUUAUGCACAAUGUCAGAAAGAUAUUUAUCCGUUUAGAAUUGACUUGUUCUGGCCCUAUAAUAAUUUUCUGAUUUUCCGUUGUUGCAGAGAGAUCAUGAUAGUGUUAGUCUCCACAGGCAGCAGGUUGAACUGGACAUGACUCCGUUAGGCCCUCGAACUAGACCUGGAGGUGUGAGGGGGAAAAGGAGAACACCUUGAACAUUCUGCUCUAAACAGACUAACUAUAGUCAGGGUGUGGAGAGAAGAGGAUGGCCAAUGGUUUUGUACCAGUGAUAUGGCAGCAUGCUUGGUACUGCCUUCCUCUUCUCUGCUCUGUAGAGCUAGGAACAGUGGAUACUAUAGAUGGAAUAGACCAGUCCUUCAACUUGCUCAACUACCCCCCCCCCCCCCCCCCCCCCCCACGCCUGCAGUGCAGAUAUGGUGUCCGUGUCCUCUCUGUUUAAGUGUACCUGUUUUCGAGAGAGAGAAUGUCUGAAAUAGCAUGUUGUCCACUAGGGGAGUAGGGUGUUAUUUCAGCUUCAGCCCAUAGACCACCUCAUUUGAAGCCAAUGCCUCACCUCUGUAUGAGCUUUAACUCAUUCUCAAUGUUAAAAACCAUGCCCCACGAGCCAGGUCAAGGUAUGGCCAUGUCUAUGACACAAAGAAAUAUAUCCCUUUCAGUUAUUUUGAAGGGGAAACUACCUGAACAAUAUACAUUUCUCUUUCUCAAGUGUUUUAUCUUUUUAAAGUUUUUUUUUAAUACAUCGUUAUGUUUAUUACAGACAGAUGUUUGUAAGAAAAUAAAUCAUGCAUUUUAAUAUUUUGUCAUGCUGCAAUGUGCACCAUUUAUUACAUUUUUAUUUAAUUAAAAUAAAGAAUACAUUUUUUUCUAUUUUUAAUCUGUAGUUUGGUGGAAUACUUUUGCUAGUUAGAAUUUUUUUAAUAUUGUAUAUUUCCAACAUUGCUUCCUGUUUAUCAUGUUAAUAAAGUUUUCAUACAAAUUGAGAAACACCUGACAAACUUUAAACAGAUGUAAGAAAUAUAUACAUGUAUAUUGAAUUGUGUAGGCUACAGUGUGUGGAAAACAUCUGGACCAGGCAUUGUGUAGGCUACAGUGUGUGGAAAACAUCUGGACCAGGCAUUGUGUAGGCUACAGUGUGUGGAAAACAUCUGGACCAGGCAUUGUGUAGGCUACAGUGCGUGGAAAACAUCUGGACCAGGCAUUGUGUAGGCUACAGUGUGUGGAAAACAUCUGGACCAGGCAUUGUGUAUACUAAUAGUAGCAACAAAAUGUUAUAUUCUUUGUUCCUUAAACUAUUUAAUAAGAUGUUACAGAAUUAA
Molecule: messenger RNA, 11049 nt
Organism: Oncorhynchus kisutch (coho salmon)
Lineage: Eukaryota; Metazoa; Chordata; Actinopteri; Salmoniformes; Salmonidae
Product: solute carrier family 23 member 2
Exons: 15
Coding region: 423-2405 (660 amino acids)
Biological process (GO): transmembrane transport
Cellular component (GO): membrane
Molecular function (GO): transmembrane transporter activity
Source: RefSeq, a predicted model, not a curated record